AUGAAGCAUAAGGGAAAAGGCGGUAGACCAACUAAAACUAAAAAAGGAAGACCUAAGGUAUCCGAACUGUCACGAUCUGAACAACUUCGAGAAGCUGCGGCUCGUUACCGACAAAAACACCCUGAAAAACGUCGAGAAACUGUAGAACUUUAUAAUUCUUUACAUCCAGGCGCCAACCGGCCAUCUGUAGCACAGUACAGUGCUUCACACCCUGAAGUAAACCGGGCAGCUGUAGCACGCUACAAUGCUGCACAUCCGGAAGUCAAUCAGGCUGCUGUAUCUCGCUACCGUGCUUUACAUCCGGAAGUCAAUCAGGCUGCAGUAUGUCGCUACCGUGCUUCACAUCCGGAAGUAAACAGACAAAACUUAGCGCGAAAGAGAUCUACUGACAAACUAAAGUUUAAGGGAAACAUAGAAACAAUCACUAGAGUUCUUACAACUAAACUUAAAGAUAGAUUAGAAUCAGAAAAAAUAGUUAAGUGGACUCUCGAUAAUAGGCAAAGAACUUUAGAAGAUUUGAACAAGACUGCAAAUAAAUUAAAAGAAAAAAUAGUAGCGGCAUUAGAGAAGUUGAAAAUAUGUCCUGAAAGCACGGAUAUUAAAGACAAAUUUGAAGCAUUUCUUGGUAAAUCCGAACAUCGCAGUAAUCAGGAGCCAUUUUAUUCUGAACAAUCUUAUAAGGUUUAUGAAGAUAAAGAAAAACCUAUUGAGAUUGAUGAUUCUGGCAAAGCAAAAACCUUUACAAAUGUUAAGAAAAUGUCCAAAAGUCUGACUUGGUCUUGUUCGGAUUCAUUGUGCGUAUUAAAUGAUGGAAUCGUACUAAAAUUGAAUUAUUUAAAUUUGAAAAUUUACUCGAUGUCUGUAGAAACAGGAAAACUGCAAGAAAAUAUCAACUUUAUUAAUAACGUUAAAUCGCAUUUCCCACAUCUUCGGACUAUUAUCAGAGAGAUUUAUCAAAUACACAGCGACUGUAAGUUAUUGCUUGAUAUUGACGAUUCUUGGGCAAGUGGUAAUGUGGAUAAGCUUAUGGAGCUAGGAAAGCAACCGACGGUAGGAAGUGCCAUUGUAGGGCGUACACCUGAUAGUGAAAUCGUGGAAGAUGAAAUAAUAAAAAGUAAUAAGGUUGCUUUUAAAUUAUUUUCCAAAAAAAAGUGUAGACACACCGAAACUGGAUUGUAUGUCGUGCAAUAA
This is a messenger RNA of Parnassius apollo (apollo), 1191 nucleotides long. The record is from the annotation of a GenBank genome assembly. NCBI's taxonomy places the organism in Eukaryota, Metazoa, Arthropoda, Insecta, Lepidoptera, Papilionidae.